GUAACCGCGAGGUCCUCGUCGCGUAUAGACACGAGUUUUGUUUUGCGCGGCGAUUACGAACGCAAUCAGCCGCGAUGUCGCGUGUUUACCAACCUACCGAUUAUGUUGUCGAAAAGUCGCUAUUGCCAUCUUUUGAAAAAUACAAAGAAAUGCAUAAACAGUCAUUAGAUGAUCCUGAAAAGUUUUGGUCUCAAAUAGCGAGCGAAUUCGAUUGGCAGACUCCGGCUCAGCCCGGCAAAUUCGUAUCGUACAAUUUUGACCUGAAUAAAGGGAACAUUUUUGUCAAAUGGAUGGAAGGGGCAGUCACAAAUAUUUGCUUCAAUCUAUUGGACCGCAAUGUGAGGAAUGGAUACGGGGAAAAGAUAGCUUAUUACUGGGAAGGAAACCACGCGGACGACUACAGCCGCAUCACGUACAGGAAGCUGAUGGACCUGGUGUGCCAGUUCUCCAACGCGCUGAAGGAUAACGGCGUGGGGAAGGGAGACCGCGUAUCUCUCUACAUGCCCAUGAUUCUGGAGACGGUGGUGUGCAUGCUGGCGUGCGCGAGGAUCGGUGCCAUACAUUCCGUAGUGUUCGCAGGGUUUUCUUCGGAUUCGCUCGCGGAGAGGAUGGCGAGCUGCAAGGCCAAGGUGCUGGUGACGGCGGACGGCGGGUGGCGCGGCGAGAAGCUGCUCGUGCUCAAGAACACGUGCGACGAGGCCAUGCAGAACGCCCAGGCCAAAUACAACCACAAGGUCGACAAGUGCAUCGUCGUGUCGCACCUCAAGAGGGUCACGCCGUGUGGGAAACUGCCCGAUGAUAUCUCGUCUUUGUACAAAUGGACGGAAGACAGAGACGUGUGGUGGCAUGAAAUAAUGGAAGGGCAAUCCACCUUCUGCCCCCCAGAAUGGAUGGGUGCAGAGGAACCGUUGUUCAUGCUCUACACCAGCGGCUCCACCGGCAAGCCGAAAGGCGUGCUGCACACCACCGCCGGCUAUCUGCUGUACGCCGCCACCACCUUCCGCUACGUAUUCGACUACAGAGACAAGGACGUGUACUGGUGCACCGCCGAUGUCGGCUGGAUCACGGGCCACACCUACGUCGUGUACGCACCGCUGGCCAACGCCGCCACCUCUGUCCUCUUCGAAGGCACCCCGUUCUACCCAGACAACGACCGCUACUGGGCCGUGGUGGAGAAGUGCAAGGUGUCGCAGUUCUACACCGCACCCACGGCCAUCAGAACCCUCACUAAGUUCGGCGAGGAGCCCGUUCAAAGGCACGAUAUAAAGUCGCUGCGGGUGCUGGGCAGCGUGGGCGAGCCGAUCAACCCCGAGGCAUGGCUGUGGUACUACAACCUGGUCGGCAACGGGCGCUGCUCCAUAGCCGACACCUUCUGGCAGACCGAGACCGGCGGCCACGUCAUCACCAGCCUGCCAGGGGCCACGCCGAUGAAGCCCGGCGCUGCGGGCUUCCCGUUCUUCGGCGUGGAGCCGACGCUUCUGGACGAGAGCGGCGCCGUGAUCGAGGGCCCCGGUGAGGGUUACCUGGUGUUCGCGAGGCCCUGGCCCGGCAUCAUGCGCACGCUGUGGGGCGACCACGAUCGCUACGAGCAGGUCUACUUCUCCAAGUUCCCUGGCUACUACUGCACUGGCGAUGGUGGUCGUCGCGACGAGGACGGCUUCCUGUGGGUGACAGGGCGCAUCGACGACAUGCUGAACGUGUCCGGCCAUCUGAUGUCCACGUCAGAGGUGGAGGGCGUGCUCACGGAGCACCCGCACGUGGCCGAGGCGGCCGUCGUGUCCAAGCCGCACCCCAUCAAGGGUGAGUCGCUAUACUGCUUUGUGGUGCUCGUGCACGGCGUGCAGCUGGACGCGGCGAUGCUGGACGCGCUGCGCAAGCUGGUGCGCGCACGCAUCGGCGCUUUCGGCGUGCCCGACACCGUGCAGUACGCGCCCGGCCUGCCCAAGACGCGCUCCGGCAAGAUCAUGCGCCGCGUGCUGCGCAAGGUGGCCGUCGGCGACCGCGAUGUCGGCGACGUCUCCACGCUCGCCGAGCCCGCCGUCGUCGAACAGCUAUUUAACAACAGGCCUUAGACACUUCCGUUCCGUUACAUGCUAUCUUAUCUAACGCUUUGUUUCCUAAUUGAAUCGAUAAGGAAUAAUGUGUUGGUUUUCCCUAAGUCCACAUGCCAUACCGUUGCUAUCCGCCCGCUUCAAUCCUUGUCUAGGCAUAAGCAUUGGUAGAAGUAGAAGGGGCACGCGCGGGAGGGCUUUGACUGCACAGAAUGAGAAUGCAGACUUGUUAGCGACUAUUUUUUGACAUAAUCAUGUAAAUUUGCCUAAAUUUACAACAAUAUACUAACGGAACCAACUUUAGAAUAGGGGGCUAGGCGGUGUUAUCGUUAAUGGUGCUCCCACAUUGGCUGUUAUAAAAUGACAGGGACAACAUAAUAAACCACUAUCAAUACUAUCAUGUCGUCCCUGUCACACGAUGUUGUAUAACACUUUAUAACAUCCAAUGUGGGAGCACCAUAACAAGCUGAGCUGUGCCUAACAAUAUGGUUUAUCCUUUAUAUUUUACACUUACCUAACUGAAGUAAGAAAUGAUGACAGAAAUAUGACACUACCGAAUUAUUGACUCAUUAAAACCAUACUAUUACACCUAUAAGUGAGCUUUGUUAAUUGUAUACAUGUUUAUUAUAUGUAUUAUAAAAAUGUUAUUAUCGAAUAUCUAAAUAUGUGAUUAUUCAAACAUCUUCUGUAAGAUAGGAUGUGCUUAGUGUUAAUAGAAAUUCUAUAAGAGUGGUAUAAUUAAAACUAAGUUAUUUACGGAAAUAUAAUAACCCCGCGACCCUCAUAGAGCGCGGCAAUCGCGCCUUGAGCGAUAUGCUAUGUAGGUAUUAACCGUAAUGUACAAGGCAAUGUACAAACCGUACAAAGCCGUUCCUCAUAGUUUCCCAAAAUAUUGAGCCUUUCAUUAAAGGUAAUAGCUAUUGAACUAAUUGUCCCUACCUUAACAGUUAAGGACUGUUACUACAUAUUUUCAUUUGUUAACUUUGGAUUUGGAUUUGUUAACUUUAUGCCAUUAGAUAAAUUGGAGCGACCAUAAAUAUGCACUACACUACAUAAUAUAGGUAGAGUGCGUUUUGAAAUAUUUUUGAGCACCUCUGCCGCUCUGAUAUAUCUGCAGCUGAUCUCGACUGUACCAAGAUAAUGGUAGGUACGAGUAUUUGUGUGGGGUAGGAGUGAGUGGGUGUUAUAUAAUAUAAUAUAAUAUAAGCCUUAUGAGUAUCUACUUAUUGUAAUUUGUAAACAAGGACCGUUUUAUUUGAAAAGUAAGAAUUUGUUCGGAUGAUAUAUGAAGGGUAUACGGAAAGAACAUGUUUAGUCACUUUAGUAACAUUUUGAGUAAUCGCGGUUUUAAAAUUUGGAACCAUGUCAAAAUGUAUGCUAAUUCCGUGACCAGGUCUUUAAAAAAAAAAAAGUUGUGUUGCAUAUAUUAUACAGUGGUAGCAAAAGAUAUAACUAAUAGUUCAUUAAGAGCUCUACAUUUUGAGAUAAAAAUAUCAUUUUCCGAAAAAAGUGACUAGACGUGUUCUUUCCGUGUACUUACCCUUCAUUAUAGUUAGUGUUAAACGAAGAUAAGUGUCGUCAUUUGUUUUUUAUGAACAGUAAAACUGUUGUUUUAAACAAUGAUUAUUAAUCAUUCCACGGUUUUUGUGUAAGUAUAGGUACUUAUAAUUUAAGAAGAAAAUGUUUAGUAGACAUAUUAUUUAUAUCAGUUUCUAAUAUCUUUGUCUGGUCAUACCUAUACAUACAUUGUAAGGCUAAUUAUGUUAAGUAUGUAGCUCUGUCCGUUUGCCCAACAGCCAAAUACGAGUGUAGAAUACUGCAGUGCAUUGUGUAUGCAAAUAUAGUUAUACAUAUGUAUAAUUAUGUAACGUUACACGGCCGCCACGCCGUCAAUGAAAUGCUUACUGUAACAAAAAAUAAUAACAUUACAAAAUAUAGCUGUAAACUUAAUUGUACGUUUAUAUUUUAUGUAUCAUUAUUUUAUUUUGUAAAAUAGGUUGAUCACUUAUGUUUUGAUAAACAUACACAUUUGAUUUACAUUUUUUUUUCAUUAUGUUCUUUGUAUUCGUUUUUAAUUUUUAUUCGUUUAAUAAUUUAGAUGUUAUAAUUUAUAGGUUGUGAUAUUGUUAGUUUGUCAUUGAUACAUGUUGGUUCCUGUGUUGUGCACAAAAUAAAUGAUGCAGGAUCACGCUGCUGAAUGUUAUCGUUGAA
Cydia strobilella is the source of this 4262-nucleotide messenger RNA. It is a transcript of the gene AcCoAS, whose product is annotated as acetyl-coenzyme A synthetase. Bases 75 to 2072 code for a protein of 665 amino acids. Lineage: Eukaryota; Metazoa; Arthropoda; Insecta; Lepidoptera; Tortricidae. The transcript has 9 exons. Gene Ontology annotation, molecular function: acetyl-CoA synthetase activity; AMP binding. The record is from RefSeq and is a predicted model, not a curated record.